This is a messenger RNA of Closterium sp. NIES-65, 2653 nucleotides long. The record is from the annotation of a GenBank genome assembly. NCBI's taxonomy places the organism in Eukaryota, Viridiplantae, Streptophyta, Zygnematophyceae, Desmidiales, Closteriaceae.
AUGUGAAGCUGGCUCAAGCACACUACCUGCUACAACAGGAGGCAUGGCUCUUCUGAGUCGACUCAACAAUGUGAAGCUGGCUCAAGCACACUACCUGCUGCAGCAAGUGGCACAGUUCCGAUCCUCUAUAGUCCCCUCCGCACACAGUCACACAUCUGCUAGUGUCACAAGUGCGGCAGGCAGCACACCGGUUACCAUCAUCUGCGGCGACUUCAACUCUCUUCCCGGUGACCCUGUAAGUAGCACGCCAGUCACCGUCAUCUGCGGCGACUUCAACUCUCUUCCCGGUGACCCUCUGCAGAUUCCCCUGCGCCUGGAGCUGCAAUUCAUGGUGCCCGCCCGGGCGCGUCAUGGUGCCUGUCAGACCUGCUAUCAUCACAUCCGCAUGCAGUCAUCCUAUAGUCACUUCCUCUGCCCCAUUCUGCCCCUCAAAAUUGAAUCUGUACCCAUGGCCAUGCUGUGUGCUCUCUUGUCUCUUUCUUCACUAUGUGCUCCCUGUGUUUCCCACAUCCACCCGUCUCCCCUCCUACUCCCCUCAGCUGCUAGACCAGCGCACGGCAUGGGGCCAGCAGGUGUCGUCAGUGCUUCUAACCAUGCUGUGAGCUCCCCGGUCUCUGUCUUAACUGUCUGCUCACUGCAUUCUCCCCAUCCACCUCCCGCCCUUCACACCCCUCAGCUGUUGGAGCAGCGCACGUCAUGGGGCCAGCAGGUGUCAUCGGUGCCUACCACUACGCUGACUUUUGAGUCGACUCAAAAGUCAGCAGCGCACGUCAUAAGGCCAGCAGGUGUCAUCGAGUCGACUCAAAAGUCAGCAGCGCACGUCAUAAGGCCAGCAGGUGUCAUCGGUGCCUACCACUACGCUGACUUUAGAGUCGACUCAAAAGUCAGCAGCGCACGUCAUAAGGCCAGCAGUGUCAUCGGUGCCUACCACUACGCUGACUGCUCACCGGAUUUUGUUCCAAGGUCUCCUCUCACCUUUUCCCCCUUCUCAUUCCCCGAUCAUCCACCUCCCGCCCUUCAGCUGCUGGAGCAGCGCACGUCAUGGGGUCAGCAGGUGUCGUCGGUGCUGCUAGCCAUGCUGUGUGUUCACUGUAUUCUGAUUGAAGGUCUUUCGUCUCCCCUUUUCCGCCUUCCCCAUUCUCCCCAUCAUCCACCUCCCGCCCUUCAGCUGUUGGAGCAGCGCACGUUGUGGGCUGUUAGAGCAGCGCACGUCGUGGGGUCAGCAGGUGUCAUCGGUGCUUCUAACCAUGCUUUGCUGGAGCAGCGCACGUCGUGGGGCCAGCAGGUGUCGUCAGUGCUGCUAGCCAUGCUCGCAGCAGCCGUGCUGGCCUCCCUCUCAGUGCUGCCCACCGCCUCUCCCGUCUAUGAUUUUGUGUGGACACGUGUCAUGCCCAUGGCCGUGGCUCUGGUGCUGUUAGAAACAGAUGUGACGUCAGCAUUCACACAGUCAGGUCCCGGCCUGCUAGCAUUCCUGCUGGGUGCAGCGGGCACGAUUGCAGGGACACUUGUCGGCUUCUCAUUGGCCGGGCCCUCCCUUGGGGUGGAGGGGUGGAAGGUGGCGGCUUGCUUCUGUGCGACGUACAUCGGUGGUAGUGUUAACUAUGCUGCCACUGCUAAGGCUCUAGGCAUGGACAUCACAGCAGGGGCAGCAGCAGCCAGCACGGGAGCCAGCCUACUCACAGCAGGCAUGGCGGUGGACAACCUCCUCGUGGCUGCUUACUUCUCGGCCCUGGGCAUGGACAUCACAGCAGGAGCGGCAGCGGCCAGCACGGGAGCCAGCUUACUCACAGCAGGCAUGGCAGUCGAUAACCUUCUCAUGGCCGCUUACUUCUCGGUGCUUGCUGCCCUCCCGGACUCCUGGCCCAAGCCGUGGGGUGGGGAGAGGUGGGGAGGGGUGAAGAUAGGAGGCAAUUCUGAUGAGUCGGAGAAAAAGCUAGAUACAGGGCUUUCGGCUCCUCUCCUCCACUCCUCCCCGUCUCCUUCCUCUCCUUCUCCUUCCGCCUCUUCUUCCUCUUCCUCAUCCUUGCACACUCCUGCUCCUCUGCCGUCUCCCUCCCCUCCCUCCUCAUCCUCCUCACACCUCACUCACUCUCCACCCCCCGCCCCCUCGGUGGAGUCCCUCACUCUCUCCAUUGCCGCUGCCGCCUCAGCAUGCGCGCUAGCGGACAAAAUUGCUGUCCACCUGCCGCCCGUGAUGGCCUCGGCACAGCUGGCGCUUGCCGCCCUGCUGGCCUCCCUCCUGUCGACUGUAGCAGCCAGGCUGACAGGGCGGGGGGAGAAGAGAAAGGAGGGAGAGGAGGGAGAGGAGGGAGGUUCACUGUUCACAGGAGCAGAAACGCUUGGAAACUCCCUGAUGCUGGUCUUCUUUGCAAAUAUAGGAGCGUCAGCAAGUGUGUCUGAAGCCAUGUCCGCUGGUGGUGGUCUGCUUGCAUUCGUUGCAACUGUGUUAAUGCUAAUGGUAGCAUCCAAUGCCAAUGUGGGGGGUCCUGCCACUGCUGCUGCUAUGGCCAGUGCCCGCAAUUGGCCCCAACUGGUGCGUCCUGCAGUGCUACUGGGGACAUUUGGCUAUACCAUCGGAACAGCCAUUGCCUUUCUACUUGGAAUCAACGUGCUACAGCCCAUGGCAGCAGCUGCUUUUGCCCAAGUACUGUGA